Molecule: messenger RNA, 2637 nt
Organism: Trachymyrmex cornetzi
Lineage: Eukaryota; Metazoa; Arthropoda; Insecta; Hymenoptera; Formicidae
Product: sensory neuron membrane protein 1
Exons: 9
Coding region: 1-1731 (576 amino acids)
Cellular component (GO): membrane; cytoplasm
Molecular function (GO): scavenger receptor activity
Source: RefSeq, a predicted model, not a curated record
AUGGUCACCAAGCGACGUGCAUAUGACGUCGCUGUUCGCGAACUUCGAAGGAUGUACGAUGUUUUAAAACGUUCGAAGUUGCUGUACGCGUUUCCGUUCGGCAAAACGUUUGACAACGUACUCCGCGUUCUUGAAGAAUAUAAUAAGGGCGUUAAAAUGGUGUCGAUAAAGAAGCUCGGAAUUGGCGGUGGAGUUUCGUUUAUCUUCGGCAUUCUACUUUGGUGCGGGUUCCCAGCAUUGAUUAAAUCGCAAAUUAAAAAGGCGGUUCAACUGAAACCAGGAAGUGAGAUACGCGAUAUGUGGUCGGUUGUUCCGUUUCCACUGGAUUUUAAGGUUUACAUGUUCAAUAUAACCAAUCCUGAUGAAAUUAAGGAGGGUAAAAAGCCGAGGGUGCAGGAAGUCGGGCCGUUUUUCUACGACGAGUACAAGGUGAAGUUUGAUCUCGUCGAUCGAGAAGAUGAGGACUCCGUCGAGUACAGCAUGAAGACAACGUGGUUCUUCAACCCCAAGAAGAGCAACGGAUUGACAGGCGAGGAGAUAAUGGUAUUUCCUCAUCUCAUGAUUCUGGGCAUGGUGGGAGCCACCCUUCUGGACAAACCCGCUGCGAUCGGUGUCGUCGGCAAAGCCGUCGAUAGCAUCUUUCACAAACCGGACUCGAUAUUCGUGACAGCGAAGGCAAAGGAUAUACUUUUCGACGGUCUACCUGUCGAUUGCGACGUGAAAGACUUCGCCGGAUCGGCGGUGUGCAAUCUAUUGAAGACGGAAGCGAAAGAUCUGAUACCGGACGGUGAAAAUCGCUACAAGUUCUCCCUCUUUGGCGGGAAAAACGGUACCGGCGUGCCGGAACGUAUGAAAGUUCUGCGUGGUGUUAGAAAUUACAAGGAAGUCGGUCAGGUCUUAGAAUUCAAUGGUAAGCCCGCAUUAGACAUCUGGCCGGAGGAUCACUGCAAUGCUUUCAAUGGUACUGAUUCGACAAUUUUCGCACCUUUAUUCGGGCCGGACGAUGAUGUCGUCUCAUUCGGCUAUGAGAUCUGUCGAAGUCUUAGUGCACAAUUCGAGCGCCACACCAAAGUCAAAGGCGUUAAGACUCUCCGUUACACCGCGAAUUUAGGAGAUAUGAGCACGAAUCCUAUGGAAAAGUGCUUCUGUCCAACACCGGAGACUUGUAUGACGAGAAAUUUCUACGAUAUGACGAAAUGUUUAGGCGUCCCUAUUAUUGGAUCUCUACCACAUUUUUACGAUACCGAUGGAAAAUAUUUAGAGAUGGUGGAUGGCUUGCACCCGAAUCAGGAUGAGCAUGAAAUCGACAUGGAUUUCGAACCGAUGACGGCGACACCAAUACGCGCGCAUAAGCGGUUGCAGUUCAAUAUGUUCAUACAACCAGUAGCAAAAUUCAAAUUGAUGAAGAAUUUUCCAAAUGCGCUGCUGCCUCUGUUCUGGGUAGAGGAAGGGGUUCUUCUCGGCGACGAGUUCGUCAACAAAGUAAAGAUGGUGUUCAAAGUGAUGGCGGUCGUCAAUUUUCUAAAGUGGCUGCUAAUACUUGGAGGGAUAGGCUUGGGCGGCGCGGCUGGAUUUUUCUAUUACAAGAAUCGCGAUAGCGGCAAAUUGGAUAUUACAAAAGUUACUCCGAAGACCAGCGGGGACAACAAGCCGGAGAAGAGCUGGCCACCUGGGAUGAACAUCAGCACAAUACAAGCGGCGUCGGUACCGUCCAGCCUCGACAGAAAUUAAACCGCUUAUUAGCGGAAAGCUAAUAUGAAUAUUAACGUCGCAAAAGUCCAUCUCCCUUCAGUCCCAGAUAUCUUUCUUUAACUAAAAUUAUUGUUAAAAUAUAUAUAGUUGAGCAGGCUUUUUCAAAUAUGACGAAGGAUAAAAGUGUCUUGAAAAGAAUAGGAUAACAAACUAUCCUUUUUUCAUGAAAGUAAAAUAAGGAUUUAAUGUGGCGGCAUUAAGUGACUGAAGGACUAAAAGGGCUAAAGUUAUCACGACUAUAAUAUGUAUAAUAAACAAUCAUGGCAAUAAUGUUGUUACCAUGCAUAUCUGGAGCUGACAUUUUAGCCCAGAUUUACCAAAGAUAACAUGACAUUUCAGCCCAGAUUUACCAAAGAUAAAUGCGGUUUUUCUUUAAAAAUGAUCAAUCUCGAGAAUAUAUAAAUAAGGAUGUAGAUAAGACUCAAUGCGUCAUGUGAAACAUAAUUGAAAUUAAUUAUUUAACUACCUCGUUGUAAGAAUGUUACAAAUCUCUCAUUUUAUAAUGCACUUGUAAUAAUGUACACUGUACAGUAUGAAUCAGCAGUUCUUAAUCUUCGUUUCUCGGUUCGUGAAUCAAUUAUGUAAAUAUAUAUUUGAGGAUUUUUCAACUUUAAACUUUAUGAGAAUUUUAAAACGCGUUUUAUGCCGUUAAUACAUGAACUUUGAUUUUAUAAUAUAGCGAUUCGGCACGCAAAGAUAUAAAAAGAUUAAGGACCGCUGACAAUAGACAUACAUAAUUAGUUAUACUUAAUGAAAAGGAACCGUUUAGAUUUAGAGAUUUUAAGUAUCUUCUAAUAGAUUAAAUACAACAACUAUCAUCCGACUAGAUACAAAGCGAGUAAAAAUAGCGAAUACCGUUAAAGAAAUAAUAUAUUUAUCUAAUUU